GGAAAUGUUUUUCAGUUUUCGUUGGAUCGGAGUAGCCUGUGCCCAUUCAUAGGACAAUUGUCAAGCAGAGCUACACGAGUACAAGCGAUAUAUUAUCAUUUAGUUUUUGAGUCUCACAAAAUUAACUCGUUUUCUGUUCCGUUUUCCGAAUUUAUAUUCAUAUAUAUUUUGAGAAAGUAAAAAUAAAAAAAAAACCAAAAAAAAUUAAUAAUAUUCGUUUACAGUCAUUUUCUAAUUUUCCCCCAUCUAUUAUAUAUCCGAUAUAUAUUCAAUUCGUGCAUGAGUGUGUGUGUUUGAGCAAUUGUUCUCUGUAAAUUGAAGGAAGGAACUGCACAGAACACAAACCGCAAUCGACAAUCUGAUAAUCUGACAAUCCGACAAUUCGAUAAGAUGAGUGAGGAGAAGAAUAUUGUGUGCCACAAGUGCAACGAGACGAUAACGAAGCGUGUGAUCACCGCAUUGGGAAAGACAUGGCAUCCGGAGCAUUUCCUGUGUCUCCAUUGCGAUGAACAAAUCGAGGAUGCCACAUUCAAUAUACAGGACGGCGAGCCGGUCUGCAGCAAAUGUUUUGUGGAGCGUUAUACAAGCACCUGUGCCGGAUGCAAGAAACCCAUAUUGGAGCGCACCAUUUGUGCCAUGGGAACAAGCUGGCAUGAAUGCUGUUUCAAAUGUGAUGGAGCCUGCAAGAUGCCCCUCUCGAAUCGCCCCUUCUAUGAGCGUGAUGGCAAGGCCUACUGCAAGCAGGACUAUGAAGAUCUAUUUGCAGUUCGCUGUGCCAAGUGCGAGAAGCCAAUCACCGACAGUGCCAUUGUGGCCAUGAAUGCCAAAUGGCAUCGCGAUUGCUUCCGUUGUCAACGUUGUGAGAAUCCCAUCACCACACAGACCUUCACCAUCGAGGGUGACAAGCCCGUCUGUCCCGCCUGCACUUGCUAAGCGUCUAUAUCAAGUUGAAGUUGCAGUUCCAGUUCCAGUUCCAGUUGCCCAGCUGCAGAUCCAUCAUUGGAGCCACCAUACCAAAUAAGACACAUACUAUAUGCUAUAUUAUAGUUUGAGGUUAGGUUUUGACUGUUUAUGCAUUUAUAGUUUUUAUAAGCCAAAAUACUCAUAUUGCUGCCAGGAGAUUGAAAUUAUAAAUGUAACAACACGCUCAAUCUGAGGCUCAACAACUAUGAAACAUUUACGUAUACAAACACACCAUUACACAAAGCGUUCCCGCUCACCUCCACCCACCUACACCCACCCACCAAACACUGUCUACUCACCACUCCAUCCAUCCACCUACUUAAUAUACCAAGAAAAUGCCGAUGAGAAU
Molecule: messenger RNA, 1312 nt
Organism: Drosophila innubila
Lineage: Eukaryota; Metazoa; Arthropoda; Insecta; Diptera; Drosophilidae
Product: transforming growth factor beta-1-induced transcript 1 protein-like
Exons: 1
Coding region: 391-933 (180 amino acids)
Cellular component (GO): nucleus; Z disc
Molecular function (GO): transcription coregulator activity
Source: RefSeq, a predicted model, not a curated record